Messenger RNA from Gryllus bimaculatus (two-spotted cricket), 2564 nucleotides. NCBI's taxonomy places the organism in Eukaryota, Metazoa, Arthropoda, Insecta, Orthoptera, Gryllidae. The record is from the annotation of a GenBank genome assembly.
UAUCGCCCUUUUCGGAAACACACGCCCGCCUUUAGGCUAUUUUUGGCCUGCCCAGUCUACUUCGUCCCAAGCAUUCGCUCUGGUCUAUUUCUGUUUUCUGCACCCGCUUCCGUUUCAUAUUUCGUCUCGCUGCUUCUCGAUCUUGAGAUCGUCGCUCUUGAUCAUUGCUGAUUUUAUUUUUCACUUUUCACUCUCCGAGCACCUUAUAUACUUACUCUAGUCGCGUUGUCCCACUUCCAUACCUGGAUCAUCUCCCUCCGGCUCCGGCAGGGUCCAGUGACCUCGCCCUAACGGCUGUCCUUCCGUCGGAUCAAUACCCUUCGGCCUCGCCCUCGGCCUCGUGAGCGCUGUCUGGCGGCGCCAUGUUCAAGCUGGAGGCGAGCUGCACCGCCGUCGCGCCGCAACCGGCGUUCGCGGCGGCGUUCGAGCCGGCGGCGUUCGAGGCGCGCCUGCCGGAGAAGGCGGGCGCGCCGGCGCCCCGCGUGUGCCCCAUGGCGAGCGCCCAGCUCCCGCCGCCCUCAGCCACCAACCCCUGCACCAGCGCCUCCAACGGCAGCCUCGCGCCGCCCGUCAGCCGCAUCUGCCGGCGCGCCAGCGCCGUCGACCUCACCGUCGACUCCGCGGAAAGUCGCGUGCUCGUCAUCUACACCGGCGGCACCAUCGGCAUGAUGCGCAACGAGCAGAACGCUUUAGUUCCUGUGCCCAACGCCCUAGUGAGGACGCUGAGGAGGAACCCUGUUCUGCACGACGAGGUGUACGCCAGGACGAAGUUCCGCCACAAGGAACCCAGUCCUCCUACGCUUGUGUUGCCGGAUACUCAAGAAAGGAAUAGGGUAAUGUACAGUAUUUUGGAGUACAGUCCUCUCUUAGAUUCCAGUAAUAUGACUGUAGAGGAUUGGGUUCAAAUCGGCAGAGACAUUCGCAAAUACUACGAACAUUAUCAUGGCUUUGUCAUUCUGCACGGUACUGAUACAUUGGCUUACACCGCAUCUGCUCUUUCCUUCAUGCUAGAGAACUUGGGCAAAACGGUGAUCAUCACAGGUUCACAGAUUCCUCUUUUCGAAGUUCGGAGCGACGGCCGAGACAAUCUGCUCAACGCCGUCAUCGUGGCCGGCAACUUCGUCAUUCCGGAAGUGCUGGUGAUGUUCGGCGACCGAAUCUUCCGGGGCAACCGCACCACGAAAGUGAGCUCAGAGUGCCUCAACGCUUUCAACUCGCUCAACUUCCCGCCGCUCGUCACCUUCGGCAUCCAAAUCGAAGUUAGUCACAAAGACAUCUUCAGACAAACUGCGAUCGAAAAGUUCUGCGUGCACCCAACCCUUGACAGAAAUGUGGGCCUUCUUCGUUUGUUUCCCAGCAUCACUGCGGAGACGGUGAAGGCGUUCCUGCAGCCGCCGACGCUGGGCGUGGUGCUCCAGUCGUACGGCGCGGGCAACGUGCCGUCCGACCGCCAGGACAUCCUGGACGCCAUCGGCGCGGCCACGCAGCGCGGCGUCAUCGUCGUCAACACCACGCAGUGCAUGCGCGGCGCCGUCAGCGACCUCUACGAGACGGGCCAGGCGCUGAAGGCGGUGGGCGUGACGCCCGGCUACGACAUGACGCCUGAGGCCGCGCUCACAAAGCUCUCGUACAUGAACCUGCGUGGGGAGCUGACGCGCGCGCUGUCUGGCGAGGGCGUGACGGGCGCCUCAGUGGGGGAGCUGGUGGAUGCGGUAGCGGCGCACCUGCAGAUCUCUGCGCCCCGGGAGCAGGAGGAGCUCAGCGCCAUACUGUACCCGGCCAUCGUCAACUCAGCCGUCAUGCGGCGCAGCGUACCCAAGCUCAGCAGCCUGCGCGAAUACGGGCUGGACCUGACGGCGGCGAACGCGGACGGGCGCACGCCGCUGCACGUGGCCUGCUGCGAGGGCAGCGUGGACGUGGUGGAGUUCCUGCUGCUGCGCGGCGCCAACGUGCACAUGAAGGACAGUGCUGCUGCAAAGGGUCAGUUGAAACGAUUUGUGUCAUAUCAGUUGGCUGGCGCAGAUUUUAACCAGGUGGACAGCAGCCACCGUACAGCUCUGCACGUGGCGGUUCUUCAUAAUCAAGAGACGAUUGUUCGCUUUUUAAUUGACGUAAAAGUUAAUUUAAAGUGCAAAGAUAUGCUGGGGGAAACACCAUUGUCUAUUGCAAUCAAACUGCGACAUGAUAAAAUUCGAAAAAUUUUAGAGGAAGAGAUACAUCAUUUGUCGUAGUGUAGAAGAAUUACACUUCGUCUUGUCAAGUUAAAAGUUCCUUAUUUUAUAAUCUUUGCCCAAAUGAUUAUUUAUUGAUAUGCUGUGAAACAGUGUCAAAUUAUUUCAAAAUAUCAAGCAUUACGUUGUCAUAAAAAAUAUUUUAUUUUAUGAUCAGUUACUUCAACACUUGUACAUAACAUUCUCAAAUUAAGAAAAAUAUAAACAAUAAAACUAUAAGAAAAAGGAAAAAAUAAGACUAUUUAUUUUAUUAAAGUUACCCAAAAAUACUUUAGAGGUAUUUUUUAACUCUAGCAUUGUAUUUUAUUACAUGCCUUUUGUUUUUAAGCACAU